AUUUCUUGUGGGAAAGCAAAAGGCAUGACUAGGCAGGGUCAGGGAUUUUGAUUAUAUAAACGCGGUGUUCCUGGAACUCGAAGCAGAAAAAUAAGAAAUAUGAAUAACAAGGGGCGAAAUAAAAAUAAGGAUGGAGACCGAGUAGAGCAGCUGCUUCAGGCCGCUCAAGACGAGUUGCUUCUAAAGCUCUCCGUCGAUUCUCAUAUGUCCCGUGUCUCCCCUGACUACCUCCUUCCCGAUCUAGAUCGUCGAUUUCAGGCUCUCAAAACUCGACCAUCUUCAAACCCCAACGCUAAUCAAUCAUCAGCCUCAACAAAUCGCCAACCACCGCCUGAUGCCGAUGAUCUGUUGGCCAGAUUUGCUGCUCUCAAAGCUUCAUCAUCUAGCACUACCACUGCCGCUAGUGCUGUUGCUGGAUUUGGUCAAGAUUGUGGCGGCGACAGCGACGAGGAAGAGGACGAGGUUGAGAAGAUCAUUCAGUGGGCCAAGGACGCUGCUCGUCUCGACCCCUCCCCACCGUCCGAUGAUGAUGUAAUUGAUGACGACAAUGAUUCAACGGACGGCGAGGAUGAGGAUAAAAACAGAGUGGACAAGACAAAGUGUAACUAGUAGGUUUAUUUGAAAAAAAAAAAAAAAGAUUUUUAUUUUUAAAGGUAUUUCAGCAAGUUUUAAUAUCUAUUAGGUGUAUUCUAUUGUUUAAUACAAAGUAAUUCUUGUAACAA
Molecule: messenger RNA, 722 nt
Organism: Hevea brasiliensis (rubber tree)
Lineage: Eukaryota; Viridiplantae; Streptophyta; Magnoliopsida; Malpighiales; Euphorbiaceae
Exons: 1
Coding region: 100-609 (169 amino acids)
Source: RefSeq, a predicted model, not a curated record